Molecule: messenger RNA, 582 nt
Organism: Fusarium proliferatum ET1
Lineage: Eukaryota; Fungi; Ascomycota; Sordariomycetes; Hypocreales; Nectriaceae
Exons: 1
Coding region: 1-582 (193 amino acids)
Source: RefSeq, a predicted model, not a curated record
AUGGGAACCCAGCCAGAAACUGAGUCCUUUGAGAUGACCAACCGACCAGUAUCCCCUCUCAGUGUAGUGACAGAGGAAGACGACCCUGAAUCUGUUGACACCGCUUCAAGUGGAACCCCCAAGCCGGAAGAUACUCAACGCGGCGCUCAAUCGGACAACGAUGGACUGCUAGCACCAAGUCCAAAGGAUAAGAUUACAGAAGAAGCCGCAUCAGUACACGCGGACUGCCCUCUCAAAAAACAUGUCCUAUACUCCCUGAUAAUAAUUGCGUUCAUCGGCUCAGCUUCUCUCAUCUGUAGUUGCUGGCUCAUCGCAUAUAUCCAAGUCAAGACAGACAGAAGCUACAUAGCAGCCGUCAUUGUAGGAGGCAAUCUCUCGUCGACAGAAGCCAAGCUAAUUGACGCGGCCUUCUCCAUCCUCGUGGCGCCAGCCGUUGUCGCGGUCGCCAAUUGGCAUAUGUUUAAGCUUGCUCGUCUUUCUGCUGUCAACGAGCACAGCGGAAGAAACUCAGCUGUGAGCAUGAAGGUCCUCGUCGAAGUUGCCAGCACAGACUGGGGGUCCUUUAGCCCACUCAAGUUUUAG